AUGGAUGAAGAUCCGCGGCUUCUUCCCCCCCUGGAGAACGCGACUGUAUCACUGCUGGCAGCCCAGCCGUACUGGGUUAUCGAGAUCUACGCCAACUUUACCUUUUUCAAUCGGGGCCAGGCCUUAUAUACCACCACUCGGCCACUCGAGCCGCUGUUCCGGGACCCUUGGUGGAUAUUCACCACCUGCUUUUUCCUGUACAUCAUCCAGCGUGGGUAUGGGUGUUCUCUGAUGCAGUUGAUCCGCAUCAGCCCACGUUUCGGCGUCAUGCUCUUGUUCAUGGUGAUCUCCAUUGUAUUUGCGAUUGUGGACCUGUGUGCGAUCCGGGUCGAGAAUCGCCUAGGUUACCCCCCGGGCAUGGAGCCGUUUUGGAAGCUGGCGUUUGUAUUCAAGUGCCUGAGCGACACCUUCAUCUUGGAUGACUUUAGGAGCGCCCUGGAUCGACUGCGCCACCACCAUCACCCGGAUGUCCUGCCACUGCAGGAGCCUGACAAGCAUGCUCGCGGUCGGAGAACAAAUAAGCCUGUGGACAGUGUACCUGAAGCGUCUGCCAAACGCCCUGAUCCAGUAUGUCGUCCACCUGACAUGGUGUAA
Molecule: messenger RNA, 594 nt
Organism: Aspergillus luchuensis
Lineage: Eukaryota; Fungi; Ascomycota; Eurotiomycetes; Eurotiales; Aspergillaceae
Exons: 3
Coding region: 1-594 (197 amino acids)
Source: RefSeq, a predicted model, not a curated record